Molecule: messenger RNA, 5568 nt
Organism: Diuraphis noxia (Russian wheat aphid)
Lineage: Eukaryota; Metazoa; Arthropoda; Insecta; Hemiptera; Aphididae
Gene: PsGEF
Product: Protostome-specific GEF
Cellular component (GO): nucleus; plasma membrane
Molecular function (GO): guanyl-nucleotide exchange factor activity; protein binding
Source: RefSeq, a predicted model, not a curated record
AUGUUAAAGUGGACCGUAGCCGGACAGAGGGGUGGGGGAACGGCGACGUGGAGACAGACAGCGACGGCCGACGAAUCACCGCCGUGUUUUUCAGAAAAGCCACGGCGAAGACGACCGUCCAGGAUGUCGGGAAAGCAUGACAAGGAAAACGCUGAAUGUGUGGACGUGAUGACACCAACAACGAAGACUUGUCGUCGACGUCGCCGGGAAAGCUUGAGAGACGUGAGCAACCACAACAGUCCGGUGGUGCCGGCGUUGCAGAUGUCACCAGGCAGCAGACGAACGAAAAGUCCGUGCACGGAAGUCCAUUGGAUGCCUGUGCAAAAGAGGCGAUCCGGUAACGAUAUAUGUUGGACGGACGACAAGGUGAAGCGGAAAAAGCCGUGUACGGCCGACCACGUGAUUUCUACGGCGUACGAGGCUGUCGCGACGUUAGCCUCCACACCAACAGUAGAAUUUACCUCCACCGUCACCGUCACCUCCAUAGCCGACGAGCAGCUAUGCGUGUCCAUGUCCCCUGCCGAAGAACCAGUUCAGCUGUCACACAAACAAUUGCCCGCGCUACUUAUGGGUCAGCCUCGCACUCAGGCUGAUCUGCGGGCAUCCAGGCUGAUCGAUCGGUACGUGGAUCAGAUCAACAUGGACGACGUUACGUUCGUCCGUGGAAACAGCGAUCGGCUCAGCAUCGUUUCGCCCCUGGCCAAACGACUGGCGGAGAUCCGGUUACGGCGAACUCCCGGGACAACGACRGCGACGGCGACGACGACGGAGACCUGCAAACGAAAACGAUCUUCGACCGACUGCGAAGACGAAUGGCCGGAGACGCCGAUCGCCGGCAAAAAACGGCCCAUCGCCUCGUGGUGGUGGCAGUGUUCGGGCGUCGGUGGCGGUGGUCUCACUCUGCCGGAGGACUUGCCUAGUCCGUUCCACUCAACGCUCAACCGUCACCGCGUCGGCGGCCCACUUCACCAGCGGCGAAUCGGGACGCCCAGCCCCAUAACACCGCUUCACCGGCAGUCGGCCGCCGACGAUUCUGACGACUAUUGGAAAACGCCCGUCGGACCCUCAUUGGCCACCGGCGUCCGCGCCGACCGGCUGCUGUCCACCACGUCGUCCACAACCGUCGAUGACGAGAUCAUUUGCUGCAGUGAUCCUCGCAGUCCGGCCGUAAUGGACGAAACUUUCACGCUCAAGUCUCGUAGAUGUUUGUCUUUCGUUUCGCCGCCACCGUCUGCGUCUGAUUCGUCAGCCAAAAAGCGAAACCGGAAGUCACUAAAAAAACCAUCCUCUGCCACCGCCGACAAAGCUUCCGGCCUAGAAGUAUGUAUUGAAUUGAAAGACUCGACACAUUUAACCGUAUUACUCAAAAGAGGCAGAAAUCUGGUGUGUGCAGAUGGUGAACCGCCAAACACUUAUAUAAAGGUUUACUUGGUACCCGGCAAAGGAACUUGCCACAAAACCCGAGUGCGUCACAAUUCUACCAACCCUCGUUUCGAAGAAUCCUUCUCCGUACCACUUUCUGAGGAAGAUCUGGACAAGAGAAUAUUGAUAUCCGCUUGGCACCGAGACAGAUCCAAAAGGAGAAGCGAAUUCCUGGGCUACAUGUCGUUUGCAGUGAAAAACGUACUCAAAAAAGAAAUAAACGGUACGUUCAAACUCGUACCACAAAGUCCUGGGCGAAUGCCACCGCACUCGACUCCGGCUCAUCGACCACAAGACCUUACCGUGGUUAAGACCGUACACUGCAGUACUGAUGACGAUGAAGAAGACAUCAUGAUUGAUGACGAAACUACACCCAGUAACCAUUCAGUCUCCGUCAAGGUAAAAUCUAGUCAGAAGCCAAAAAAAGACACACUGAUCACUAAAACGGGCAAUGAAGAAAACAAAUUCUUGCAAUAUCUGGAGUUGGACCCACCGCUGUCGUCCAAUAAGGAUGGCAAAAGCGGCAGAACUCCUUUCACGAUUACCAAACGGUUGUCGAAACCCUCGGGAUCCAGUUUUGGAUUUUCCAUAGCGUGGACACACCCCCCGAGGGUGGAAAGAGUGGAGUGCGGUUUGCCUGCGGACCAAGCGGAUCUGAAGCCUGGAGAUUAUGUAGUGUUUAUCAAUAAAACUAACGUAGUGAUGAUGGCUGAAGACGACGUCAUGGAAUUGAUUAAAUCGUGUGGAAAUCAGCUUUCUUUGGAAGUGUACAACAAAACGACGACGACCAACCGGAGGAAGAAUCAACCACCUCCGAGAUCUGCGUCCACUCCUGGCGUACUCAGCCUGGCAGCUGCGGCGGUCAGCCAAAGCGACACGACAGUUUCUCUGCAAGAGCCGCCCAGAAGACGAUUUCACAUACCUCAAGUGACGUUCACGUCCGAGAACCUAUCCGGCGAUAUGGACUCGCAACUGAGGUGGAUUCAUCAACUUCUCACGGCCGAGCAACAGUUUGUGUUAUGUUUACAAUUCGGUAUCGGGAGGUAUCUGUUGCCGUUGGCCGAACGCAAAGACGUGCUCAAGCCCAAAGAACACGCGGCGCUAUUUCAAAACGUUCAAGAGCUGCUGCGCACCACCGAAGACACCCUGGAGCGUAUAAUCGAUAACGACUGGAAAAUGUUGGCGCAGAACACGUGCAAGGCGUACGUGAAGAAAAUCGAUCAGAUCAACGGAGCCUAUUACAAAUACUGCAAGGGCAUCAUUCACGCGGAUUGCGUGCUCGUGGAAAAAAUACGAAAUUCCAGUUUUUUGGAACUGAUCAAAGACCCGCCCAUACCCGACCGUAGACCGGAUUUGAUCACGUUCAUCCACAAGCCACUGGAGCAUUACAGAAACGUAUUGAAAUGUAUGCAACUCAUUCAAAUCAAUACCGAACACGACGACGAAGGUUUUGAAGCGUUGUCACAUAUAGUCCACGAAAUGCAGACGACAUAUCGGUUCAUAACUGUGGAAUCCGGUCUGAUGGAACCGGAAGUGGACGGGAAGCCUUUACUGUCGCUCAACGAUUUAGAAGCCCGUUUGGUAUUCACUAGGUGCAAGCCGUUUACGUUGAACACGCCGGACCGCCACUGGAUAUUUGCUGGUGACCUGAGCCGCGUUGAAGGACGGUCCGUCAGGUCGUACUGGGCGCUGUUGUUCUCCGACAUUUUGUUGUUCACCAAAGUCAGCAGGGAUCGCGUGUUAUUUGUAACCGACGAACCCUUGCCGCUGUCCUCGAUUGCUCAAACACAGUUCUCCGUYAAGAAAAAAGAUACCGAAUUCCGGUUGGUAAUUAGCAGUGGGUCGGACACGACGUCGUGUCACAGUAGUCCGGCCAUGACCGGAUGCAGCCCUUUGUUUGCCGACCUGUCGGGCACUCUUUCGAGACUGCCGAAAAACAAAGGGAGAGUGAUCGUGCUCCGAGCGCCCAAGGCCGAACUGAAAGCUGUGUGGCAAAAUCUCAUCCAAAGACAAAUACUGACGAUGGACAAAAACUCAUUUGCGCCGGACGGUAAGUGUAGGGGACCGUCGUCGUUGGGACCACCGGACUCACCGGACGAUCUGUUGGCCAACUCGCUGGCCACGCUGGACGACGACGUGUACGCGGACAGGCUAAAGACGUUUGCCGCGUCGUUAGUGGACGAGAGGUGUCAGCGGAUGACCAAGAGCAGCGCGUGCAACAAGGGCAAGGCGCUGCACAUAUCGCAGUGGAUAAAAGGYGAACUCGGAGGCGGAUUGUUUGGCGGAGGCAGUUGUGCGGGUGUUGGAGGUGGCAGCAGCAGCGGAGGCGGUGGUUGCGAUGACGAUGACUUGGAACUGUGGACCGAAGAACAGAUGAACGCCAAACGGGCGGAAAUCGAACGUCGGUUGUCGUCAGCUGCAGCGGCCAGRGACGGUGUUGAGGCUAUAAUCGAGUAUGCAACUGCGGCGGAAACCKUGUCGGUAGUCAGCAGUCCGGAUGACAGUCAAAGAACCGUCGUGCCGGAAAACGUAUGUGACAAGUGUCAGAGAACAUGCGACAUCAACGGCAACCAGCAGACGGACRCUUUCCUCGACAUGAAUCCCGAAAACAAAUGGAAACCGUCCACAGUGUCCGUGUCCACAGACCUCAGUCCUUGUGAACCUUUCGGMAACAUUAAUAACAAUAACAAUUACGUCAAUAAYAAUUCCGGAAAUGAUAAUGAUAAUGUAUACGACGAUGACGAUGACGACGACGACGGACUCGAACCAGAUCGACCGUACGCUUUGCUCGCUUCCUCUCCACCACUACAACGUAGUAGUCAUCAACAUUAUCAACAACAACACCAACAACAAAUUCGACCACAACCCCGGUUUUCGUCAACGUGCAGCCUGGACAGAACUGGCACGAAUCGUGACCAUUCAACGGAUAGUCUAGACAGAGUGGAGUAUUGUUCAACCACCGACUACAGGUGGCCAGAAGACUUUUGUCCCGUUACAGCCAGCUGUUGUCUACCAACSGACGAAGACUAUAACUACGAUGCAUCGAGUGAAGAAUUCUGGGGAACGCCUAACAGCAGUACCACAUCGCCGCUGUCUGUCGAAGUGAAUUAUAACGAAGAAUGGCAAAUCGAAACGCCUUCAGUUGGAACGUCAUCUACGCCUAAAAAAAGACCGGCCCGAUUAGAACCACUGAUCGAAGAAAUCGAAUCGUCGGACAACACUCCGUCGUACGAAUAUAAAGAAAACGUUUAUGGAGAAGGUCAGACUCUGUUGAACUUUAAGACCGGGCACGUGACUGGGUCCAAAGACAAACACACUGUGGACAAAUCUAUCACCAAAAACUUAUUUAACAUGUUAUGGCGGACGUCCGGAAGAAAUCGUCCGAAGAGGACUUGCAGCACCGAAUCCAAAAUGGGAGCAAAUUUUAUCCGGAGACGACGCGUUAAGUCUGAAAAGUCAAAACAAAACAAAGAAAUCAAACUUAAUCUAAUCGAAAGCGUAUAUUUGUUACUCUUUGGUUAACUAUAAGUUUACAUAAUUAUUGGUAUUUUACUAUUUCAUUAUUACUGUUUUCGUGAAAUUUUUAUAUGAUAUCGAUUUGAUUCUGUAAAUCAAAAUUUAAUAUUCUGAAUUUUGAUUUUAAAUACCUAUCGAUUUAUAUACAUGUGGGUAUGUGGGUAUAGUUAAUUAAUAUAAAUUAUAUUAAAUUAUUCUGUUUGUAUCGAUCGAUCGGUAUUUAAAACUUAUUUAAAGRCCAGUGGCCAAAACCUCGCAGUUAACUAAUUUCAAUAUAUGUGAAUACGAUACAUUCAUAAAUYAAAUUUAGGUUUUAUCACAUUUUUUAAAAAUCAGAUUAAAACAAAAAUUAUACGUGGUUGUGCUAUGCUAAUAGACUGAUUUAAUAUUCAACUUUAGCACGUUUCACUAAAUCCUCACUGGUUUUACUUCAAAAAACUAUCUUAUUUUUAUGUAUAACGAACUWACCUCAAGUCCUUGACUCAUUAAAACUUUGUUAGAAUCUAUCACCAACCUAUUAUAAUUAAUCGUUGCGUUACAAUCAAUAUAUACACUUGUUGGCUGUUGUUUGGCUGUUCAAAAUAAUGUUAUAUUAUAAAUACAUAAGAAGAAUAAGAAAUCAUAUUUUAA